CGUGUCUACUUUGUCCUCGUUAUUUCAAGUGAGCGCUGAGGGAGAGAGGAGAGCGAGAUAGGUGCGGAUUUCACAGAGGCAAGGCGCGCGGAGGACUUUGCAAUUAAACCGUGCUUAUUUGUAUACAUUUUGUCUGAUUUACAUAGAGAGAGAGAGAGAGAGAGAGAGAAAGAAAGAAGUGCCUGGAGAGUGGAGGGGGGGAGGAAUAACCAAAACGCAACACGUAUCCGGUGGGAUCCCACUCCUGAGAGAGAGAAGCGGCAGGAGUUGGAGCGAAGGGUGCAAGGAAAGCGAGUGGGGGAAAGAAGAAGAAGACUGGAAAGAUUUGACAUUUCGCUCGUAACAACGCGUUUUGAAUUAAUAAAGAGGAAUAAUGAGGAACGUGUGGAUAAUAAUGACCCUCGGGCUGACCGUCUUCCUCUCCGGGGAAACGAUAGCAGAAGCAGCCAAGACUUCCUCUGAUGACUUGUACCUGGAUGACACAGGCUCAGGAGGUUACUACCCUGAAGAUGAUGAUGACUUUAACUCGGGGUCUGGCUCAGGUGGAAGUGAAGAAGGGUUGGAUGAAACGGUGACUGUCAGUAUGGUUUAUAUCGAGCCCAAUGCAGCAGAACCCACACAGGACUCCACUAAAGACUUCACCCCCAGGGUGGAGACAGCCACGGUCAGAGAAAGGGCCAGGGCCAGGGACAGCACACCCAGGAAACCGCUCAGAACAGAGGCACCAGUGCCAGUUACAGAGGACAUGCAGAGGAACCAGAUGACUAGUACAACUAGUGCCCCCAGCUCACCCCAGGAGGCCAUUGAGGUCCGCACUGAAAACCUCUUCCAGAGGACAGAAGUGUUGGCAGCUGUUAUCGCAGGUGGCGUGAUCGGCUUCCUGUUCGCCAUCUUCCUCAUCCUCCUCCUGGUCUACCGCAUGAGGAAGAAGGAUGAGGGCAGCUAUGACCUGGGAGAGAGGAAACCCUCCGGCGCAGCCUAUCAGAAGGCCCCAACCAAGGAGUUUUAUGCAUAAAACCCUGCCCUCCCUUCAUCAGAACGACAAAUCGCGAGUGACUGUCAAAAGCACAGUCCAUGACAACAGCAAACCUGUUCAAAAACAACAAGAAACAACAACAAAAUGUUUUCAAGUUGAUUAAGGAAAAAUAGCAUAAAGGAAAGUUUUUGCAUAGAGUAUUGUAAUUAAGACCUUUUCUUUCUUCUUUUUUGAAAAAUGAAAACCAAGUGUUUUUCAUUUUAUGGAAAAUCUCAAUGUAUUUAAACAUUUUGUGUAUUAUUUGAAAAAUAUGAAAAAACAAAAAACAGGAUCUGUAAAGGCGAGGAAACUAUCGCAUCUGUCUUCUGUCAAAGGAGCUGUUUUUAGUCGCUGACUACUUUUAACUGUAGCAGUAUGUUAUUUGUAAAGAAAAAAAACAAUGGAAAUAAUUGAAUAUAAUUAUUCUGUAUCAAUCUUACUUUCAUUUUUUUUCUUUUUAUUUUGUCCUAGCAUGUCUGAUGUUGAUCUCUAAAGGUGUAUUACAUUAAUUUAUCUUUUCUCUGAUGUUAAAAAAAAUGCCUUUGUAGUUUUGAUGAAGCUCUUUGGUCUUCAUAUUAAAGCUGUUAACGGUCAAUGUAAAUGUUCUCCCUUCAGGUUACAAUGUUCAUUAUUUGCUCUCAAAUCCGUUUUUUAGUCAAACGUGAGCGUUUCACUAUGUCUUGUUUAUUUGUUUGUUCUCUUCUCAGUGUAGCCUUUUUUCUCUCUCUCUCUCUCUCUAUUUCAACAGCGUUUUAUUUUCAUACCAGGUCUUUAAAAGAUGAAAGUAAGUGUGUCAGGGCUCGAGAAAAAUCACAAAUCUCGCUUCUGUUUUAUGUCUCACUGAACUUUUUUUCUAUUUUAAAAUGCAUUGACGUUCACAUUGCAAAUUCACUACUUUUGCUUCCCACUGCUGCUGUCACGCAGCUUUGUGUGUAUGUAGAGUGUUCUGGGGUAAAGUUUCUUCUCCCCAAUGUGCCCCUUGAGUUUCUGACUGCACCCAAACUCUGCUAGCACCCUUCCUCCCUUCCUCCCUCACUCGCAGCUUCUUUGUAAUCAGAUUGGAGCACGGCCAAUUGAGUUGCCCCCCAACCCAUACACUUUCUUUUUUAGCUGUAUGGAACCACCCGGGUAGCCUGGUCUUAUUGUCUGUGUCCCAGUGUUGAUGCUCACUAAAAGCCUGCUACUGCUUGGGCGCAAACACACAAGGCCAGGGCUGAAUCCCCACAUGCAGAGCACAUACCUCUGCAGCAAAAAACACCAGAACCUAUCAGUUCCUCUUUUCUCAGAGGGACUGAUAAAUAAGGCUGCACAGAAAAUGUAAGACUCCAGCAUUAAGUCUGAAUAGUCUUUGACAAGAUACUCGCGUUGAGGGCUAUUCAUGUUUGUUUGUCAGAGCAGGCAUUUGAAAAGACCUUCUGUUGAGAGAUGAGGUUGUUUACCAGGUUUAAAACCUACACAGGGUGUUUGUUUUUGAUACCAUUUUGCAUCCCCCAAAUGAGAUUAAAAGGCCACAAAAUGGCUUGAUGUAGCCGUUAGCUACAUCAAAUGAAACAGUAGGUUACAGUGAAGUGACGACAACAAGUUACUCUCUCUCCUUUUUUUUUAACAUUUCGUCUACAUUAACUUGCUCAAAAGAGACACAGUCUGGCAGGUGUGUGAAGUUGCCUUUUUCAGCUGUACAGUAAUGUGAAGUAGAUGCUGUCACAUCGUCUAAACCCCUAACACCACCCACGUGAAGCUGUUCAUCCCUCCACCUCUCCAUCCCCUGUGCUCCUUUUCUUUCAAUCUGUCUGUGAUCCUUUAGUUGUCCACUUCCAUUCUUUUUCCCCCUCUGUCGUCCAUUCUUGUCAUAGGACUUUAGGUACUGAACUAUAAUGAAAAACCCAAAGACUCACAGUAUUUCUACACCCACCAUCCUCUCAUACUCACCAUCUCCACCAUGGCCACAUCAUGUUGUUUCCUCAUUCCCUUUUUCUUCACUCUUUUUUUUCUCUCUCUAUUAGAGAUCUGACCUUUGAGUCCAAUUGCUUAUUAGUAUAUGAAAAGAUAUAUAAAUAUAUAUAAAUGUAUAUUCACAAAUGUUUUAAACCUUCAAAGUGCCUACCAUUUGGAAAUGUACUUGCUCAAGGUGAGCAUGUGGCGGGUGUGUACACAAAAGAGGGGUGUAAACGACUUGACUGGCAUUCUGUGAGCAUGGAUGACUGUAAUGGUAACUUUUUUUUAGUCUUACAAAAGCUGACAGUAUUGUACCUAUAAGUUGAAACAACACUACUGAAUAAACAUUGUGGCCUAAUAA
Micropterus dolomieu (smallmouth bass) is the source of this 3311-nucleotide messenger RNA. It is a transcript of the gene sdc2, whose product is annotated as syndecan 2. Lineage: Eukaryota; Metazoa; Chordata; Actinopteri; Centrarchiformes; Centrarchidae. Bases 374 to 1015 code for a protein of 213 amino acids. The transcript has 5 exons. The record is from RefSeq and is a predicted model, not a curated record. Gene Ontology annotation, cellular component: membrane; cell surface. Gene Ontology annotation, biological process: cell migration.